ACCACUUCCUCUGACCGAGAUCACCUCUCUCUGCUCGCAGGCACAAAGCCACCGGAAGAUGCCCAACUCCAGCAGCAACUCCACGGACAACAACUGCAGCCACAGCACAGUGAUCACCACCACAGUCAUCCCCCUGGUCUACUGCCUCAUCUUCCUCGUGGGGCUGCUGCUGAACGCGGUGGCAGCAUGGGUCUUCCUCUCCGUUUCCAGCCAGAAGAGCUUCAUUGUCUAUCUCAAGAACAUCGUCGUUGCUGACCUCCUUAUGAGCCUGACCUUCCCUUUCAAGAUCCUGGCCGACUCGGAGGUUGCACCUCCCCAGCUCAACGCCUUCGUCUGCAGGUACUCGGCUGUGGUGUUCUACGCCAACAUGUACAUCGGCAUCGCCUUCUUCGGCCUCAUCGGCUUCGACAGGUACUACAAGAUCGUCAAGCCUCUCUUCACCUCCCUCGUCCACACCGUCAGCUACAGCAAGGCGGUCUCUGUGGUCAUAUGGCUGCUGCUGCUGCUCAUCUCCCUCCCAAACAUGAUCCUGACCAACGAAGCCACGGAAGAGAACUACUCCAGGAAAUGCAUAGGCCUGAAGAGCGAGCUGGGCAGGCAGUGGCACAAGGCCUCCAGCUACAUCUGCACGGGCAUCUUCUGGGUUGUCUUCCUCCUGCUGAUCGUUUUCUACACCUCCAUCUCGAAGAAGAUCUACAGCUCCUACCGGAAGUUCCGCAGGAACUCCGAGGCGGCCAAGAGGAAGAGCAGCCGCAACAUAUUCAGCAUCAUGUUCGUCUUCGUCGUCUGCUUCGUGCCCUACCACCUCUGCAGGAUCCCCUACACCCUCAGCCAGACCAGCUCCCGCUUCUCCUGCCAGGCCAGGACCACCCUCUUCUACGCAAAGGAGUUCACCCUGGUCCUCUGCGCCGCCAACGUCUGCCUGGACCCCGUCAUUUAUUUCUUCCUCUGCCUCCCCUUCAGGGAAAAGCUCUACCAAAAGCUGCACCUCAAGCAGAAAGCACCAAGUGAGGUGGAAAUCUCUAAAUCCAGGAGGUCAAACACCCUUGGGGAGAGUGUCGACAUAGUGUAGGCCUGGGUCUGUCAAAGGAUGCCACCUCUCAGCAAGAGAUUCGAGAGUGGGAAGGUCCCAGAGCAGCUGAGCUGAUGGGAACCAGCAAGGAAACGGGAGAAAGGCUUCAGCACGGACCACCAAGUGGUGCUGCUCUGUAUAAACCAUGAUUGAAUGUUGCCCUUACAUCUGCUCUGUGCUGUUCCAGCCGAUGCUCUGUGCUACAGCGUGGUAUGACCUGUCUGGAUCUCAAAACAAAGAGAGGAGUAACUGGAAUGACCCAUCCUGGAGCUCCAGGCUGUGGGUCUCUGAAUGGAUCAUCCCACAGACUCAGUAACCCAAGCCAGGCACAACACACAAUGAUCAGGGCCUGGCAAUGACC
Dryobates pubescens (Downy woodpecker) is the source of this 1433-nucleotide messenger RNA. RefSeq names its product P2Y purinoceptor 14. Lineage: Eukaryota; Metazoa; Chordata; Aves; Piciformes; Picidae. Bases 59 to 1072 code for a protein of 337 amino acids. Gene Ontology annotation, biological process: G protein-coupled receptor signaling pathway. Gene Ontology annotation, cellular component: membrane. The record is from RefSeq and is a predicted model, not a curated record. The transcript has a single exon. Gene Ontology annotation, molecular function: G protein-coupled purinergic nucleotide receptor activity.